Messenger RNA from Trachymyrmex septentrionalis, 589 nucleotides. RefSeq lists its product as uncharacterized. The coding region runs from base 175 to 540 and encodes 121 amino acids. The transcript is spliced from 2 exons. The record is from RefSeq and is a predicted model, not a curated record. NCBI's taxonomy places the organism in Eukaryota, Metazoa, Arthropoda, Insecta, Hymenoptera, Formicidae.
GGACACGAACCACAUCUCAGCAACCAGUGGCAACAUCUGUGCGUUCAAACAUGCAUUUGAAAGGUUUAACAUUUCCCUAUCUAUCUGUCAAAGUUUCAUUCAUUUUGGUUGACAUAUAACGAAGAUAUCACAGUUCAUGUUAAACAAGAUUUUGGUCGAGGUAGAAAUUUUAAUAUGGAACAAAGAGCAGUGAUUAAAUUUAACGCAAAACUUGAUAAAAGUGCAUCAGAAACAUUCCGAUUGAUGCAACAAAUUUACGGCAAUCAAUGUCUAGGUCGUACAGCUGUUUUUGAGUGGCAUAAGCGUUUUUUGGAAGGCAGAGAGACCCUUGAAGAUGACAAAAAAUCAGGACGGCCAAUUUUGGUUCGAACACCCGAAAUGAUCGAAAAAGUACGUAAUUUUGUUGCAAACGAUCGCAAUGCGUCACUAAAAAUGAUGGAGGAGGCUUUAAAUAUCAGUAGAGAAACGAUUCGAACCAUAUUACAUGAAGAUUUGGGUAAAACGAAGAGACAUUUCUACCUCGACCAAAAUCUUGUUUAACAUGAACUGUGAUAUCUUCGUUAUAUGUCAACCAAAAUGAAUGAAACUU